UAUGUAUAUUAGCAAAAGUUAUUUGCAGUUCAAUGCAAUUAUUGAUUAUGACCGCGCGAAGCGCGGAAAAAUUACCUAGUAUAUAUAUAAAAGAAAACCUUAAGCCCGUCUACGUGGCGCCACUAGAAAUUAGGAUUUCCUUUUAAUUUAUUUUGUUAUCAAAACUAGUCUUCCCUUUUCGUGAAAAGUUAUGACGUUAAUGAAGAGUUGUGACUUUGAUGAAAAGUUGUGACUUUAUGAAAAGUUGUGAUUCUUAUGAAAAGUUGCGACUUUAAUGGAGAGUUGCGACUAUUAUACGAAAAAUUGUGUCUUUUAUGAAAAGUUGCUACUUUGAUGAAGAGUUGCGACUUUUAUGAAAAGUUGCAACUUUUAUGAAAGGUUGUGCGCUUUCCAAAGGCUUGCAACUUUUCCAAAUAGUUGAAACCUUUCUGAUGAAGCACAAUAACCAUUUUUUUACACUACCCUUUGUUGUCUAUAAAUAGAGGAAUUUUCUCUCAUUAUAAAACUACAAAAAUUCCAUACCUCUUAGUAUUUUUCUCCUUCUCUUUCUCCUCCUCCUCCUCAUUCACAAUUAAAUAUUUGUGUACUUUGCUCAUGUUGAAUGACUCACUAAGACCAUUGCUUAUGUUACAAAUCCUGUUAUGUCUUUUAACAAUCAUUACUUUAUGCUUAUGUUAUUUAGGAUUAAUGGUAAGAAAUAAUAAUUUUUAUUUUCCUUCACAUUAUUAAUGUUUUUUAUUACGUAAUCUUGCAUGUAAGAUAAUAUAGUGUUUUAGUGAUAAUGCCGGAUAUACUUUAAGUAAUACUUCAUAAAUUUUGUGAUAUUUAAUCUUGCGCGAAGCGCGAGUAAUUUUACUAGUGCUAUAAUAAAAAAGCUCAACUCAUAGGGAAAAUACUUUAUCGUUCUGCACACCUUUUUCUUUCCUCUCUCAAUCUCGCUUAAUUAGGUUUCAUAACCAUAGUUACUAUAAACUAUAGUUAUAAAACCUAAUUAAGUUUAUUUUAAUGGCUAAUUAUUCCAGAUUAAGAUCUCUUGUGUGUGCAUCACACCAAAUCGGUCCCUCAAACGAUCGAAGGGUAUAUUCGUCAUUUUCCCCUAAAUAAAAGAAAAUCCAACAAGUAAAUGAGAAAAUCUGUCAAUUGCAUUAUUCUUAUAUCCAAAGAAACACCACUAGUGUUCCUGGAGAGCUCCGCCUGUCUCACAGCCGUACUUGGAGAGUUCUGCCUGUCUUAUCGCCGUACAAAAUAGCUACUGAAUAAGAAACCGCAGCGUGCUUCUUCAUCUUGUCAGCGUUGGCGAGGACAUAAAUUAGGUAUUUUCUUGACAUUUUCUCAAUAUUAUUAUCAAAUCAUUUCGCUAGCUAGGGCUUCAAAGAUGCCUGAUUGGUCGAAACUUCAAAGUGAUCUUCUGGGUGUAAUUCUUAGUCGUAUGGAUUUGAUUGAGGACUAUCUGAAUUUCAGUAGUGUCUGUAAAUCCUGGCAUUCGGUGGCCAAGGAGCACAGGUUUAUCAGUAAUUUGCCUAGGGCUCCAUGGCUUAUGCUAGCCGAGGAGGAUGAUGGUGACGAAGAUGAUAACACCUGUAGGAAAUUCUAUAGUUUCUAUAAUGACAUGAUUUUUAAAAAGAGAAUUCCGGAAGCCCAUGGGAAAGGAUGUAUGGAAUCCAUGGGAUGGCUCAUCACUGUAGGAAAAGAAGACGGUGAAAUCAGUCUGUUACAUCCUUUUUCGGGUGUACAAAUCCAGCUGCCCCAUCAAAAUACCACAUCACUUUAUGAAUUCAAUCGCACUCGCUUUCCAUGGAUCUUUAUCAAGAAAGCUGUUCUCUCAGCUAAUCCUUCUCAUACACCUGACUAUGUUCUUAUGGUCAUUGAGGGAAAAACCGAGCGCCUGAGUUUUUGGAGACCAGGAGAUUUGUUAUGGACCAGGAUUACCAAGCCCAUCCACUUUGGAUAUUUUAGUGAUGUGAUAUAUUUUAAUGGCAGCUUUUAUGCGAUCACUUAUGGUGGUUGCAUCCAAGUUUGUGAUUUCACGGGCCCUGAGCCUGCUAGUAUUCGUAUAAUAAUGCAGAUUGCACGAUGUAUUGAUUGUAAGUAUUACAUCCUAGAAUCACUAGGAUCAUUAUUUGCAGUCACACAAAGUGGUGUUGGUUUAAGGUAUUUCGAAGAUGAUAGCGAAAGAAUUCGUUUGACGUUCAUCCCAGCUAUAUAUAAUCAUGAUGAGGUUAUACAGUGCAUGUCCGGAACAAUUUUUUUUUUUGUUUUCAAGAUUGAUUUAGAUGCUCACAUAUAUACGCCAAUCACGGAUUUAGGGGACAGAGCUUUUUUCCUGGGUGCUAAUGCUUCUUUUUCGGUCCAAGCCUCUCAAUUUCCGGGAAUCAAGCCCAAUCAUAUUUAUUUUACAGAUAAUUGUUUAGGUGCAUACCUCCACUCCGAAAGAGGCGGCGGCUUGGACAUGGGGAUGUUCAACUUAGCAGAUAGCAGUUUCCAGCCACAUUAUGAUGGUGUUUCCCUCAGUCGUGUUUGUCCUCCAAUUUGGGUCACACCAACUCUGUGCUGAGCAUCCAUUGAUCCAUCAAAUCCAGUUACAUCUGCUGGUGUUUCAUAAAUUUUUUUAGGAUCUUGCUCAGAAGUACAGCCGUAUGGGUCAGGUUAUUCUUGCUGUUCAAGAAUGUAGCAUAAUUUGCAGCUACACAUCUAGCUUAAGUUAGUUAUGAUGCUCAUCGCUAAAACAUGUUGUAUUUUAAUUGCUCUAUGUUCAAGGGGAAAUUGUUACUGUUGCCCAACUAUUACCUAACUUUAGCCUAUUGUAUUGUGUUAGUUAUUGUGAGACAAUAUGACCAUGUUACUGUUAAAGCUCAAAGAACUCUUUUGGGUUAUUGAAAGUA
Molecule: messenger RNA, 2882 nt
Organism: Solanum pennellii
Lineage: Eukaryota; Viridiplantae; Streptophyta; Magnoliopsida; Solanales; Solanaceae
Product: F-box protein SKIP23-like
Exons: 2
Coding region: 1376-2554 (392 amino acids)
Molecular function (GO): protein binding
Source: RefSeq, a predicted model, not a curated record